Molecule: messenger RNA, 2416 nt
Organism: Abrus precatorius (Indian licorice)
Lineage: Eukaryota; Viridiplantae; Streptophyta; Magnoliopsida; Fabales; Fabaceae
Product: crossover junction endonuclease MUS81
Exons: 15
Coding region: 112-2094 (660 amino acids)
Biological process (GO): double-strand break repair via break-induced replication; mitotic intra-S DNA damage checkpoint signaling; DNA catabolic process
Cellular component (GO): nucleus; Holliday junction resolvase complex
Molecular function (GO): 3'-flap endonuclease activity; crossover junction DNA endonuclease activity; DNA binding
Source: RefSeq, a predicted model, not a curated record
AGGAACCAGGCGCGCGGCAUGGUUCUGCAACGGUAUCCACGUCACCGAUCAUCUACACCCAAACCCUAACAAACCCACCGCAGGGAACAUUUCCAUUUCAACCCUAACCCAAUGGAGAACCGAGCCCAGGUUCGGUGCCCGGAGAAUCAAGAGCUGGCGACGUACAUGUGGAACAAGUGGAAGGAAAUGGCAGAGCAACCCAAAGGGAUUUCGGAAAACUUCGACAUGACCCUCUCUAAGGCCCACUUCAAUGUCUGUAACUCCAAAAACCCCAUUCAAACCAUCAAAGAUUUCUCUCAAGUCAAGGGUGUGGGGAAAAUGAUAUUGAGGCUCAUGCAGGGGUUUUUUGGGACUGGUUCUGGAGGUUCUGAAGCAGAAGACUUGACUAAAAAGGGUAAGAAAACUAAAGGAACCAAGCGCUAUGUUCCUCAGAGGAACUCUGUGGCCUAUGCAUUGUUGUUAACCCUCUACAGGGGAACUUCAAACGGGAAUGAAUUUAUGCGUAAACAGGAACUUAUAGAUGCUGCUGAAGCUAGUGGGCUAUCUCGAGUGCCAAUUGCGCCGGAAAAAGGGCAAGGAAAACCUGCACAUUUUGGAAGUUCUCCACGGGAUUGGUAUAGUGGAUGGAGUUGCAUGAAGACCUUGAUAGCAAAGGGAUUAGUUGUAAAAUCAAGUUGCCCAGCAAAGUACAUGCUAACUCAAGAAGGUAAGGAAGCAGCAUAUGACUGUCUUGCAAGAUCUGGGAUGGCAGAAUCUUUAGAGAAGUCGGCUUCUGUUGAAGUUCCUUCUUAUAUAGAUAAGCCAAACUCAUUGGAUGUGGAAUUGGAAUCGGAGGUGAUCUCUCCAUUGACCCAACAAAAGAAGCCAAUGGAUGUUCCUCUUGAUUGCCUUCAGAGGUUUACACAAAUGGGUUACUCCAAGGAACACAUUGUUAGUGCUUUUACAGAAGUUUCCAGAAGCCAACCAAAUAAAGAUGUCUCAUCUUUGUGGCCAGCUGUUUUAUGUCAUCUUCGAGAGGAUCAAGUCUAUGGUUCACAGCCAGAAUCUCGAAGUGUUUUAAAUAAUUGUCACAUGAUUAAUGCAAAUACUGUCAUAAAUGGGCCUAGCAAACUUAUUGGAAAAGAGAGCAGAACUGUGAGUUCAUCUUCUGGUGGACAUGUUCCAAACUUCUGUUCUUCCGAUAUUCCUCCUUUUCCAUUGAGAGCCUGCUCGUCAGCUGACCAUCCCAUGCAAAAGCCUAACAAGGAUGAGCUUGAAUCAAAGAUGAACAUUUUAAAUGUGCCACCAUUGAGCUUGGGGGAGAAGUUUGAGGAUGCUUAUGACAUAAUUUUAAUAUUGGAUGAUCGGGAGCAAUUUGCCAUGCAGGGAUCACGAUCCAGGAAAUUUAUUGAGAGUAUCUGUAGCCAAUUCAAAAUCCAAAUAGAGGUUAGGCGAUUGCCAGUUGGAGAUGGGAUUUGGAUAGCACGCCAUAAAACACUUGACAGUGAAUAUGUGUUGGAUUUUAUUGUUGAGAGGAAAAAAAUUGAUGAUCUACGCAGUUCAAUCAGGGAUAACCGCUACAAGGAUCAGAAAUUAAGACUUUUGAGGUGUGGGCUGAAGAAGCUGAUAUAUCUUGUGGAAGGUGACCCAAAUUCUUCUGAAGCUGCUGAAAGCAUAAAAACUGCCUGUUUUACGACAGAGAUUCUGGAGGGAUUUGAUGUACAGAGAACAAGUGGCUUAGGUGAUACGCUAAGGAAGUAUGGUUAUCUUACCCUAGCAAUUUCUCAAUACUACAAAUCAGAAAUAUUUGAAGACAAAGUUAAAUGCUUGGGGAUAUGUCCUCCUUUUGAUGAAUUUAUUAGAAGGUGUCAAGACCUUGAAAAAAUGACAGUUAGCGAUGUGUUUGCUGUCCAGCUUAUGCAGGUCCCACAGGUUACAGAGGAGAUUGCAAUGACUGUGUUGGAUUUGUACCCUACACUACUCUCUCUUGCCCGUGCUUAUUCCCUACUUGAUGGGGAUUCUCAUACCCAGGAGGAGAUGCUUCGAAGACAGAGUAACGAUAUGAUCAAUGCAGCUGCCAGUAGGAACAUUUACCUGUUCGUUUGGGGCAGCUGACUUGCAUUUCCCGCUUAAAAGUUGCGUUUAUGGAUGUGAAUCCCUUAAGCAAAGGUGAAUACCUUUUUCUUGUACUUCCGUAAUUUCUCAUUUUUGUAUGAGUAUGUAAAAUUAUUGACAUUAUAACUUAGUUUUAAUUUGGCAGCAAUUUGUAUAUUUUGUAAAGGAAAAGCUUGUCAUAUGUCUAUUUUUUCUCCCUCUGAUUUCGUUUCCCGACUGAUCUAGCGUGCAAACGCACAACUUGAGUGGGCAAUAAAUUCAAAUACAAGCAUUUAGUGAGCUUCUAUUUUUAUAGCAAAUUGCAAUGCAAUGGGAUUUAAGA